AUCGUUUCCAAAAGAAUUCAGACAACUGAAUCACCACGUCUCUUUAUUCCGAUCCAAAACCCUAAAAAUUCCCCCAAAUCAUCAUCAAAAUAUCGCAAGAGAUUGUUGCCGCCGGUUAGGGAAUGCAGAAAGAUGAGAGGAGAUUCGCUGCUGUCUAACGGUGGCCGCGCUAAAAAACCAAUCACCGGCAGAAACUGCCACCGUAAACACGUCGAAGACGGGUGACCUAAUCGUUCAUAAACGGUUACAAAACUGUGGUUAGUUUCUAUUCUCUAGACUAGCACAAGUAAUUUACAUAUGGCGGUUGAUAACGGAAUCAACGGCGUACUACACGGAAAGUACGAGCUCGGACGUCAGUUAGGGCACGGAACGUUCGCGAGGGUAUACCACGCGCGUAACGUGCAUACCGGUACACACGUGGCAAUGAAAGUUGUUACAAAAGAGAAGGUGAUUAAGGCCGGCAUGAUGGAGCAACUUAAGCGCGAGAUCUCCGUGAUGAAGAUGGUUCAACAUCCGAACAUCGUUGAGCUACACGAAGUGAUGGCGAGUAAAACGAAGGUGUAUUUCGCUUUGGAGCUUGUCAAAGGUGGAGAAUUGUUUUCGAAAAUUGAAAAAGGAAAGCUGAGAGAAGAAGUUGCUAGAAGCUAUUUCCAGCAGCUGAUCUCCGCCGUUGAUUUCUGCCAUAGCCGUGGUGUGUUUCAUCGAGAUCUAAAGCCAGAAAAUCUGUUGUUAGAUGAAGAAGGUUGUUUGAAAAUUACAGAUUUCGGUUUAAGUGCUUUUUCCGAUCAUGUUAAACACGACGGGCUUUUGCACACCACGUGUGGAACUCCGGCGUAUGUAGCACCGGAAGUCAUCGGACAAAAAGGAUACGACGGAGCAAAAGCUGAUAUCUGGUCAUGUGGAGUUAUUUUAUACGUGCUCCUCGCCGGAUUCUUACCGUUUCAAGACGAUAACGUCGUCGCGAUGUACCGGAAAAUCUACCGUGGCGAUUUCCGGUGUCCGCCGUGGUUUUCUUCCGAUGCACGUAAACUAAUCACAAAAUUACUAGAUCCAAAUCCUGAUUGUCGAAUCACAAUCGAUAAAAUCAUCGAAUCUCCAUGGUUCAAAAAACAAGCUCCAAAAAAAUUCGUCGAAAGUAAAAACGACGUCGUAAAUAUGAAAUGUAAGGAAUCCGAAACGCUAAACGCGUUUCAUAUAAUAUCGUUAUCGGAAGGUUUCGAUCUAUCGCCGUUGUUUGAAGAGAAAAAACGAGAAGAGAAGAAGGAGAUUCGUUUUGCGACGGUGAAACCGGCGGAGAUGCUGGUGGCGAAGCUGGAAGCGGUGGCGAAGGCGAUGAAGUUUAGUGUGAAGAAGAGUGGAGAUGAGAGGAGUUUGAGGAUGCAGGGGGAUGAGAUUGGGAGGAAAGGGAGGUUGGGGAUAGAGGCGGAGAUAUGGGCGGUGGCGCCGUCGUUGGUGGUGGUGGAGGUGAAGAAAUCUAGCGGUGAUACGCUGGAGUAUGACCAGUUCUGUAGGAAGGAGCUCCGGCCGGCGUUGAAGGAUAUUGUGUGGACGUCCGGUGAUGAGUCGACUCGGUUGUAGUUAAUUUAAUUUUAAUGAUUGUUCGUGAUUUCCAUAUUAUUAUAUUGGAUUCAUGAAAUUAUUGUGGUAGUGAAUCUUUUUAUCGUGUCUAGUGGAAUGGUUGGAUGUUUUGUUUUUUUAUCUCUUUGUUUUUUUAGAUGUAUAAUCAAUCUGUAAGAUAAUGUUUUCAGUUUGUUUUACUUGAUUGUAUACAUCAUCAACUUAAGUUGGAAGUAAUAAAUUAAGUUGUCAUGA
This is a messenger RNA of Helianthus annuus (common sunflower), 1812 nucleotides long. Its product is annotated as CBL-interacting serine/threonine-protein kinase 6. Gene Ontology annotation, biological process: protein phosphorylation; signal transduction. The transcript has a single exon. The coding region runs from base 298 to 1578 and encodes 426 amino acids. The record is from RefSeq and is a predicted model, not a curated record. Gene Ontology annotation, molecular function: ATP binding; protein kinase activity. NCBI's taxonomy places the organism in Eukaryota, Viridiplantae, Streptophyta, Magnoliopsida, Asterales, Asteraceae.